Trichophyton verrucosum HKI 0517 is the source of this 2556-nucleotide messenger RNA. RefSeq names its product mRNA binding protein Pumilio 2, putative. NCBI's taxonomy places the organism in Eukaryota, Fungi, Ascomycota, Eurotiomycetes, Onygenales, Arthrodermataceae. The transcript is spliced from 3 exons. Gene Ontology annotation, molecular function: mRNA 3'-UTR binding. Gene Ontology annotation, biological process: nuclear-transcribed mRNA catabolic process, deadenylation-dependent decay. The record is from RefSeq and is a predicted model, not a curated record. Gene Ontology annotation, cellular component: cytoplasm. The coding region runs from base 1 to 2556 and encodes 851 amino acids.
AUGACUUUUUCAAAAUUCUCCAUGCUAACCCCAGAAGUGGCUACUACUGCUGGCGGAGAUGCAGUGACGGGAUCUCGCUCUCUUUUGCCUUCAUCGGAGGCCGAAGGCUGGGCUGGACAGCCUCUUCCGUGGAAUUUUUCCCCUACCUCAAGCUCUCAUGCGUCUUCGGGAAAUGCAAGGUCAAACACUCCUCCAGGACACUCCACAACUGUCAACCCUAUUACUCGAAGUGAAACUCUAUCCUAUUUAGCAUCAGCCCAACCAUCCGCUUCAAACAUGCCAAAUAGCAACCGGGUUUCAAACUGGAGUCAUUAUCACACAACCUGUGAUUCUCCAGCGUCUACCACUGCGUUUGACAAUGGUGUUGGAAGAAACAGUCAGCAUGCAUCUACUAUUAAUGGAAUCACAAACGGAAGUAGUGCACACAAUGGGCUAUCCGCGCAGGAACCGCAGAUGAAUCCAUUUGACCAUGGCAACACCCUCCCAUUCAGGGAAAACUCCAGGUCAAAUGAUCAAUCCUCCUACUUUCCUCCAGCCUCGUCCAUAAACCUGGCUUCAAUGACUCCCUCCUCGAGCCAUUUUGGAGGUGGCACUCCACGUCAUUCGAUAUCAACAGGUCACGGUAGGCCCAGUUUAGCUGAAGAUGAGCUUGCAGCCGCCUUAUCAAAAAUAGACGUCAAGGUUGCUGGCGCUUUAGCUGAACACCGACAACAAGCUCUACCUCCAAGACCGUCAUUCCAACAACGCGCAUCGUAUGACGCUGUCUUGUCCCGUGCCAAUUAUAACAUCGAGCCUGAGGAGCCCCGUACCCAGUACGCAACAUACUCCCGAACAAUCUCAUCUCCUUCCGUCACUUUACCCUCCCUCAUUAGAAGACAAGAUCGCACCCACCCAACUCUCGAGCGCAGCUCUAUCCCCGGCUACUAUUCUAGCGUCGAUGGUCAGAUCCAGGAGUCCAUGAGCCAGGGGGUGUACUCUCCAAGAUACCGUUACGCUGCUGGUGAGCGUAGCCCUGAAGAACAAGCUGAACUCCUAGCCCAGGGUUUGCGAGCAACCUUGCAACAGCAGCAGGAGCAAGCUUACCCUUCCGUGGCCAUGAGCCAGCUCCCUGGAGGUAUUCACCUUCCUCCAGGCUACAGAUAUGCGGCAUUCCAACCCCCCCAGCCUAACGGUAUCCAUCCCGUGCAACUACCCCUCUACUCUAUGGGCCCAUUCAGCCCUGUUUCCCCGUCGCUGAUUCGGCCUUCCACUUCAGACCAAGAUUCCAACCAGGUGACGCGUAGUCCAGUCCUACAGGAGUUCAGAGCAAACAACAAGGGGAACAAACGAUAUGAGUUGAAAGAUAUCUACGGCCACAUUGUCGAAUUCUGUGGUGAUCAGCAUGGCUCUCGCUUCAUUCAGCUCAAGCUUGAAACUGCGAACAGCGACGAAAAGGAGCGGGUGUUCCAGGAGAUUAGGCCCAAUGCCGUACAGCUUAUGAUGGACUUGUUUGGCAAUUACGUUAUCCAAAAAUUGUUUGAGCAUGGCAACCAGGCACAGAAACGUCUGCUCGCACAGCAGAUGCAAGGCAACAUUUGCUCACUCUCUGUACAGACGUAUGGAUGCCGCACUGUUCAAAAGGCACUUGAGCAUGUCCUCGUUGAGCAGCAAGCCACCAUGGUCAAGGAACUUGAAGACAGCGUGAUGAAGUGCGUUACCAAUCAAAACGGAAACCAUGUCAUCCAAAAGGCAAUUGAACGUGUUCCAAAUCAGCACAUUCGAUUUAUCAUUGAUGAAUUCCGUGGCCAAAUUCCACGUUACGCCACUCAUACUUACGGAUGUCGGGUCAUCCAGCGCAUGCUAGAGCACUGUCCUCUGGCUGACCGUUUAUCCAUUCUCGCUGAGAUUCACGCUUGUACUCCAAGCCUCAUUUCCGACCAAUACGGCAAUUAUGUCAUCCAGCACAUAAUCGAGUUUGGAGAAGAGGUUGACAAGAACAAGAUCAUUUCCAUUGUCCUUGGCCAAGCAGUUCAUUUUUCCAAGCACAAGUUUGCCAGCAACGUGGUAGAGAAGAGCAUCACCUUCGGCACUAUGGAGCAACGUUUAGCCAUUACCCGGAUUCUGUCUGCUGUCAACGAGAAGGGAGAGGGCCCCUUGCUUGGCCUGAUGCGCGACCAAUACGGCAACUAUGUCAUUCAAAAAUCCCUCAGCGUCUUGGAAGGUGACGACUACAAGAUGCUUGUAAGCCGAAUUCUGCCAUUGAUGCCUUUGCUGAAAAAGUGCAGCUACGGCAAACAGAUUGCCGGCAUUGAAGGGCAUCUUCACAAAUAUGGAAACCCAGCUCCUUCAUCCCCAACCUCGCCUGCGGAGAGCGGCAAACCACUAGGCUUGGAUGUUGACAAUAACGCGAACAGUCUCGCAUACACUCGUGAUAACAGUCCUGUCUACGAUCUUUCCCCCGUCACCGCAGACAGGAGCUCUAUACCAAGCGCAAACACUAGCGUAUUAGAAGAAUGUCCGAAUGAAAUGGCAAAGGAGGACGGCAGUGCCAUCCUCAAGCCAGCAGCAGUCAUAUAA